AACUGUCCUGUUUUUUCUUCGUCGCUUCUUCACAUCCUAUUCAAGUCUUUUUUUCAUCAAUAACAAAGAGAAAAGGGGGGUUGGGUUUUUUGAAUCAGAAAGUGUGACACAAAAAAAUGGCGAAAUCAAAGCAAACAUACGAGGAAAUCAGGCAAAAGAGGAUGGAGGAGAACAAGAAAAGGAUGGAAGAGCUCAACCUCACAAAGCUUUCUCAAAGUCUCCUUUCUAAGCCAUCUCCGGUGAAGAAAGGCAAUCCCAGAACUUUUAGGCCAGCAGCGGCCUUAACUCCUGUGAGAAGAUCGACUCGAGUUGCAGACAGGCCCACUGUUAGCUAUAAAGAAUUACCAGUGGAAACUUUGGAGAGAACCAGAAGAAGCUACAGUUACCGAAGGAGAGGUUUUGGGGUUUAUGCUUCUAGUGAAGCGAGGGCGUCUGCAAUUGAUAAAGCAGAACAAAUUCAGUCACGUUUGGGAGCUGAUUUCCCAAGUUUUCUAAAACCCAUGGUCCAAUCACAUGUCAGCGGAUGCUUUUGGCUGGGCCUGCCAGUUUACUUCUGCAAGUCGCAUCUUCCCCUUAGGGAUGAAAUGAUGACUUUGGAAGAUGAAAAUGGAGAUGAAUUCCAAACGAAGUACCUUGCUCAAAAAACUGGUCUUAGUGGCGGAUGGAGAGGGUUUUCCAUUGAUCAUGAACUCGUUGAUGGAGAUGCAUUAGUAUUCCAGCUAGUCAGCCCUACAAGAUUUAAGGUGUACAUUGCAAGGGCAUAUGAUUCAGAAGACAACGAAAACAAGGCAGACAUGGAAGAAGACAAUGAAGGGAAGGAAAACAUUGACAAUGACAAGAAUUCAGAUUCCAAGCACUUGGAUGUGAUAGCCAAACGAACCAGAGCAAGCAGAAAGUAGCGUUUCAUGAUGCGGAGAAGCAGCAAGUUUCCAUCUCCGCAAUAUAAGAGCUAACCUAUUGUGGAGAAAUGAAUCUUUUGUUUGGCUUGGCUUGUCUCUGCAACAUGCCAUUGUGGAGUUGAAAGGCACUCGCUAAUUACUGAUUAGAUUUUGUCAAGUAGCAUAGAAACAGUGGCUGAGAACUGAGAUUCAUAACAUUCUGUCAACUUCAUCGAUUGUUGUUAGGUUAUUGAAUCGUCCCAGAGGAGAGCUGCCAGUUUGUUAGUAUUGCUUGUGAAAAUAACGUGAACCAGAGCUUAACAACUGAAAUGAGAUUGUGGAUGUUUUGAACAAAU
Populus euphratica (Euphrates poplar) is the source of this 1234-nucleotide messenger RNA. RefSeq names its product B3 domain-containing protein At3g19184-like. NCBI's taxonomy places the organism in Eukaryota, Viridiplantae, Streptophyta, Magnoliopsida, Malpighiales, Salicaceae. The record is from RefSeq and is a predicted model, not a curated record. Gene Ontology annotation, molecular function: DNA binding. The transcript has 7 exons. Bases 117 to 899 code for a protein of 260 amino acids.